ACCCUGACAAUGGAUGUGAGCCACUUGGAAAGCAAGGUGCUCGUGGUGCGAAGCCGCUCAUGGAGCAGGUGCUUGCGGGCCGAACGGGUGGCCCAAGCUACUGUGAUGCAAGCAGAGCCUCUCCAAUGUGAUUGGAGGAGUCAAUGCAUGGAGAUUCAGUUCAGUAUUCCAGUGGACUGACUUACGGAAAUAAAACAACGGCUUCCGGUAAAUCUUCCCGCUGCACCUCCUGCACCUACCUACAAAAUGCAAGAAGACCCAAGACUAUUUACUGCGCUAUGAAGAUUCUCGAUGACACAUCCUCCCCAUCGCCGACCGAAGGCGACAUCGUUCAGUGCAAGAAGUGUGGCACGAACAUCUCGGCAACUCAAUCCGAAUGCCCAAGUUGUGGAAGUAAAGAUCCGCAUAAUUAGGGCCACCCCCACUUGCAGGACUUCAUAAGGGUCAAGGUGGCAGGACAGAAGUAGUGUCACAAAACGUGGAAGAGUUCUUGGGAUCUUUUAUGAUUGAACUACAAAUCACAA
Messenger RNA from Hyaloscypha bicolor E, 524 nucleotides. RefSeq lists its product as uncharacterized. The coding region runs from base 144 to 413 and encodes 89 amino acids. The transcript is spliced from 3 exons. Lineage: Eukaryota; Fungi; Ascomycota; Leotiomycetes; Helotiales; Hyaloscyphaceae. The record is from RefSeq and is a predicted model, not a curated record.